AGACGUAUACUCUGAAAUUACUAGAAAUAUGCUAAAACCAACAGAAGAUAUACCAUUAAAAACUAGAGAAACAAAAGAUUCAAUGGGCAGUGCUAGUCAUACUACUAUAAAUACAAAUUCAGAAGAUUUUUCUGAAGGAUCUACAAAUGGCCCGAAUACAACCAGACUAUCUCAUAAAACAGAAUCAAAUAUUGAAAAAAUCACUUUUGUAUACAAUAUACUUGUUAAACCAAUUCUGAUUAUUUUUUCUAUAUUCUAUUCUACUAUACAGACACAUUGUCUAUUAUUCGGAAUAAACACAACUAUAGCAAAUGCAUCAACAUCUGCAUUGCUAUUAAGAAACCUAGAAAAAUCAUAUAUAAGUGUGGCUGUAAUAUGUUCUAUAUUAACCUUAAUUAUGUAUUGCAUGGAAUUCCUUAACUAUACAAUAAUUGUAGAUAUAAUGUAUAAAAUGCUGGGUAAAGAAAGUAAAAGACUUACGAUCACACUUAUCGGUAGUAUAAUACUGAUAGCCCUAAUGCUAGCAUCUAUUUUAAAAGCAGCAUACACCACAGAAAUUAGUUAUAUAAAUAAUCUUUUGCCAGCUGUAAUAGUGCUACAGGCAGUAUAUCUUAUACUAGAAGUAUUAUUUGUAUCUCUCUCAUCCCAUUACAAAUUAAAUGCAAAUUUAGCAUUAGAUCUCUCUAGGUCUAGUCUUAACUCGAAACUGUAUAAUUUACUGUUUUAUGCAAUUACUCUUGUAUUUACUAUACUGUGCAUAAUAAUUUUAUGUAAUCCAAAUACUUGGUUUGGAUUCUACAUAGAAAAUAACAAUGGAGUAUAAUUACUGCAUUAAACACUUAAAAUAUCCACUAC
Messenger RNA from Nematocida parisii ERTm1, 855 nucleotides. RefSeq lists its product as uncharacterized. The transcript has a single exon. NCBI's taxonomy places the organism in Eukaryota, Fungi, Microsporidia. The record is from RefSeq and is a predicted model, not a curated record. The coding region runs from base 29 to 823 and encodes 264 amino acids.